AUGGAAUCCUACAAAUCUACUAUCAGAAAGGUGUUCGGUGUAGUCUUUAACGCGAAAGCUUACCCAGACUCAAUCCACAGCGCCAAACUUUCAGGAUCAAAAGUCGACAGUGUAGCUCAUCCAACACUCCUUAAGGAUGACUCCAUCGAAAAUGAAUACACCAUGUCAGCAGAGUAUCUCCAGAAAGAAGCAUACCAUGGUUCAUCCAUGAGCUACCAAGCUGCACAAAUGCUCCUCUGGUCCUUCAUCGCCAUUCUCAUUGCUCCUAUUCUCAUCAUCGUCAACAUCCUCUUUCAAUUCCGCGACUCCAAGUACUCCUGGGCUGCGAUGACUGGCUGUGUAUUCUUCAUUCUAUCACUCAUCUCCUAUUUUCUUCGCAGCAGCAAAGAACUUGACGAGUCCUAUUCCGCGAGUUGGGGAAUGAAGACUAAAACUACCGCGCAAGAGAUUCAAGAUCGGAUAUAUGCCAACGAUCGAAAUACGUACUUCUCUCUUUCCCUACCUGCCAAUAUGGAAUCAUGUAUUAACACUGGCGUUGCAGAAAAUUUCGCACCACUCACCUUGCUCAUAUUCAAAAUCUCCAGACUAUCCCUGAGAAUCAAUCUCCUAGGAGUUUGGGCAAUAUGCGACAUCAAAUGA
Molecule: messenger RNA, 639 nt
Organism: Botrytis porri
Lineage: Eukaryota; Fungi; Ascomycota; Leotiomycetes; Helotiales; Sclerotiniaceae
Exons: 3
Coding region: 1-639 (212 amino acids)
Source: RefSeq, a predicted model, not a curated record